UGUGUGUACAGUACAGAACAGAAAUAGAGAGAAUUGAGUACCAUUGUUCAGAUCCUGGUCUUUUGACGCGAUUGUGAUCAUCGAGAGGGCCUCCUUUUUCUCUGAUCUUGCAUCAAUCCAUUCUUCCGUCCCAUUGCUUGAAGUACUGCAACUUUUGAUCGACCGUUGAAGAUUCUCCAUACAACAUAACAGGGUACAACCUCGCACAUCGGUCCAGGACAACAGCAAUAACCCUCAGUACUAUCUACUAACGCACAUCCUAGCCAUGGACGACACAGACAACCAACCUUCCACUCCGACCAGCCAGAGUCGUCCACGACAACCCCCACCAUCGUGGCGAUCAACCGCCUCGAAAAACUGGCGUCUUAAGGACGACUCCCCACGCGUCGAGCCACCACAGCGUUCGUCCCGAGGAGGCCUCAAUGCUGGUCGUGGUGGCCGAGAUAGGGAGGAUGGUUCGUCCCACCAGGACUACACCUCACCGAAUUCCCCAAGCGUGGACGACGGCAACUCUGGUUCCCGCCUGUAUGUUGGCAACCUCCUCUACUCGGCACAGAAGUCCGACAUGGUCACAUUAUUCUCAUCGGCCGGAUUCCGUGAUGUUACGGUCAGCAUCUCCACCGACCCCUUCACAGGAAGGAAUCCGAGCUACUGCUUCGUUGACGUGGAGAGUUCCGACGAGGCGAGAAGAGCCAUUGAUGAGUUGAACGGUGUUGAGGUCCUAGGCAGGAGGGUUAGAGUCUCACCUGGCGUCGGCAGGAAGAGCAAUGCUGGCCAGGAUGGUGAUGGGGCUAAGGAAAGUCGCAUCAAGACCUAUGAUCCACGAGGCUUUGGGAGGGAAGAGAGGGGUGAGCGAAACCAAGACUACAAGCCAUCCUUUGAUCGCUGGAAUCGCAAUGACGCACAAUCACACUGGACAACACCCCAAACUGAAGGGCGGCGGCUGUACAUUGGCAACCUUCCUCGGAUCGAACCGCAGUCGGCACUCGACUCAGAGAUCCAGACACUGUUCGCCACCUACUUGCCAAACGACAAGAUUGUGCCGCAAGCAGUGUCCAAGCUUCUCUCUCCCCAUCCUUCCAAAAUUGUGGAGCCCGGCAACCAUUACUACACAUUUGUCGAUCUAGAGAGGGCCGAGGACGUUGAUGUGGUGAUCGCGGGGCUGGACGGUCAAGAGGGCAGCUGGGGACCUGGCGGAAUCCGCGUCAACAAAGCCCGCGAUCGCGAGAGGAGGGAUACCCCAACUGGCGACGGCACCGACAGGAGAGAGCGCAAAGUGGUUAGAGAACAAGGCCUGAGCAGAGAUGGGCAGGAGAGAAGAGGAUUUGGUGGCGGCAGUUGGAGACGGGACUGAGUGCAGACAGGAUUUCUUUGGUCAAUAGCGACAACAGCGACAACAGCGUCAAUGGCGCUAUAAUCUCGUAUGCAUAGUGUGUCCCACAUGUUGAUUAUACCAAGCAGGUUGAGAUAGAACCACUCUGUCGUCUGUCGUGGGAUUAUGACAUUUGCACCAGG
This is a messenger RNA of Exophiala mesophila, 1515 nucleotides long. RefSeq lists its product as uncharacterized. Bases 266 to 1354 code for a protein of 362 amino acids. The transcript has 2 exons. The record is from RefSeq and is a predicted model, not a curated record. Lineage: Eukaryota; Fungi; Ascomycota; Eurotiomycetes; Chaetothyriales; Herpotrichiellaceae. Gene Ontology annotation, molecular function: RNA binding.